Manis javanica (Malayan pangolin) is the source of this 363-nucleotide messenger RNA. It is a transcript of the gene GTSF1L, whose product is annotated as gametocyte specific factor 1 like. The record is from RefSeq and is a predicted model, not a curated record. Lineage: Eukaryota; Metazoa; Chordata; Mammalia; Pholidota; Manidae.
AUGGAGCCAGAAGCCUUAAAAAUUUGCCCUUACAACCCUCACCACCGAAUCCCACUCAGCAGAUUUCAGUACCACCUGGCAUUGUGCAAGAGAAAGAACCCCAAGAGAGCCAAACCGAUAGCCAGCUGCAAAUACAACACCCACCUCGUGGUCCCCAUCAAAAAGCUGGAGGAGCACGAAGCUGCCUGUGCCAACAGAGGUGCGGUGGACAGCUCGAGCCCUGGGACAGUCAGCCUUCCAAGCUCAGGGCAGAACAGAAGCACCUCUGCAGCGUCAUCCUGGCUCCCCAGCCCCGAGGUCUGGAAUGUCGAUGGCACUAUUUGCCACCCCAUGUUUGUCCUUAAGACUUCUGUUUCCCAAUAA